UUUAAGCGCCCCAUUCCAACACCGCCACCGCCGUCUCCUUUGCUUCGCCUCCGGCGAUCAUGCAAACCCUAGCUCUCCGAGCUCCUCUCACUCGUCUCCAUUCACUCAGACCCAAGCUUCUCUUCUUCUACUCCACCUCAGCCGAUGAUCCCCCCCAUCGCCGUCGCCCCGAGAGCUACCAUUCGUCGUCAGUGAGAAGACAGCAUGAGGAGGAGAGCAGGAGCGUUAGGGUUACGGUCUGGUGGGAUUUUGAGAACUGCUCUAUUCCCAAUGGCGUCAAUGUCUUCCGCGUUGCUCAACGAAUUACCUCCGUGCUUCGCUCCAAUGGAAUCAAAGGGCCUGUGACUAUAAAUGCCUUUGGGGAUGUUGCGCAGCUCUCACGCGCCACUCAAGAGGCCCUCACUUCCACCGGAGUUUGCCUCACGCAUGUGCCUCAUAGUGGAAAGAACAGCUCUGAUAGAUUUUUCAUGGCGGAUCUCAUAUAUUGGGUUUCUCAUAAUCCGCCACCAAUGCAUUUCUUCUUAAUAUCUGGCGAUAGAGACUUUGCAAACAUUCUACAUCGCUUGCGAAUGAGCAACUAUAAUAUUCUUCUUGCUAGUUCAGAUUGUGCUUCAAGUGUCCUAUGGAGUUCUGCAACAAUUAUGUGGCCAUGGAAUGGAUUGGUUAGAGGAGAAGAUGUUGUUGUCAAGCAUUUUAACCAUCCUCCUGAUGGUUUUUAUGGUUCUUGGUAUGGUCACUAUAAGGGUAUUCUAGAUGAUCCCUUUGAAAAUAUGGAUCAAACAACCAUUUCACAACCUAAGGAAUCUAUGGAACAAAUUGCAGAUACAAAGCCACGUCCUAUUCCUAAAGCACUAGUUAAUGGUAUUAGCAGGAUACUGAACUUCUACCCGGAAGGAAUAACCUUGUCUGAACUUCGAGCAGAGCUAAUGAGAAACAAUUUGAAUAUGGAGAAGGAUUUCUUUGGUUAUAAGAAUUUUUCUCAUCUUCUUUCUUCCCUCACAAACAUUUUGCGGUUUAAACCUCAUCCUUCUGGUGAGGGCCAGCCACUGGUAGUCAGCACCCGCAAAAAGCUAGUGGAACCAGUUGAAGCCACUCCAAAGCCGGUUAUGGAAAAAAUGGUCAGUAAUGAGGAUAAAGAGCGGACAUCAACAAAGAGUAUUAAACAGCCAUCCCCUGCAACUGGACCUAUUAUUUCUCCAUCUUCCAAAUCCAAAGAGACUGAUGUAGCUACUAGUGCAGCAAGCAUUUCUACCAGAAAAGAUGUAACCGAUCGUCAGCCUGCAUCAAUUGAUGCUGAUGCUAAUCUUAGAGAGACCAGUUCAGGCAUUGUCGCAACUAAUACUUUGAGUUCCCAGCAAAAACCUGAUACUGCUGGAGAGGGUUUAUUCAGAAAAUUUUGGAGGGCUUUAACCGGUAAUAAAGCAGUUCAGUCUAGUGAGGAAUGUGCUGUUGUUUUGGAUUCUGAUAAGGAGGCAUCUCCUAAAAUGGAACCAAGCAAGCAGAGAGGUGGUUCGUCCAGAAAAGCUCAUUCAGAAGACAAAAAGAUUCAUACAAAGAAUGGCCCUUCCCAUUCAGUAGUAAAUUCUCAGUCUUCAAAUAUGAAUAAAUCACCUUCAACAGAUAAACUCUCAAGGCAGCCUGAAAACUGCAUAGAUACACCUAAUAUUGAUUCUAGCUAUGUCAAUGGGGUUGCUAGAUGGUGGAAAUUCUUGUUCCAUGGCUCAGAGAGUCCAGAUGAUCGUUCAGUUUCCAUUGAUACGAGUGCAAAAGAAAAUGAUUCUGGUACUCCUGGAAAACUUGUUGAAGGAUUGGCUCAAGCAAGCUGUCGGCUAGAAGCUCAUGAUAUAUUUUCCAAGUCUCACUUCUGGAAUUCUCUUGAGCUAUUUUUACAUGAUUCUAAGGGAACUGACCUUAUAUUAAAAUCCAGAACAAGGGAAGAAUUGGUUCAUGGACUGCAAAAUGAGAGCCCUUCAUUUCUCAAAGGUCUCGAGGAAAACCACCUUCAUUAUUUGGUAGAUUUAUUAGUUUCAGAGAAAAAAUGGGUAGAAGAAUAUAGUUUUCAGACUUUCCCGUUUAAACUUGUAAUGCCUGCCAGAGAUAGUGUUCCACCUAAUUCUCAAAGUCCAAAUGGCUUGAGUUCUCUCUUCACUAAUGGACCAUCACAGUCCAAACCUGAGAAAGGACAUAAUUUCGCAAAGAAGAAAACUCGAAGCAGAGAAGAAAUACUUUGUGAUUGCCACAAACUCUUGGUAGAGCUCUUGAAGGAAAAUCCUGAUGGCUUCAACAUGUGCACCUUCAAACCAGCAUUCAUUCAGAAGUAUGGCUACAUACUAGACCAUCAAAUGCUGGGCUACCCAAAGCUUGCAUCUUUAUUAAACAUAAUGCCUGGGGUGAGGUUAGAAUCCUCUUUUAUUCUGCCGGCUGGAAAGUUUUGUUUGGAUUCCGGCGGCAAGAAGUUGGCUGCGGAUGAGACAAUUUGUCAAUCCCCAGAAGUUGACAGAGGGGAGACCAUCAACCUAAACAGCAAAGGCCCGAGUAGUGGUGAUGAAUCAGCAUGGGAAGAGUUAGGACCUGUAACUGAAACUGGUAAUAAAGUUAGCUUCAGCGAAGCAUCUCUUUCAGAUGAGGAUUUUACUGAUUCUGAGGAUGAUGAUGUCUCCCGGUUUACGGAAUCUGAAAGCCAGCACAAAACAGGCGAGGAGGAAUCUAGUGCUCUUUUGCAGGUUCUUGAUUCAUGGUAUAGCAGCAAAGAAAGUGAGAAGGAUCAAAUGAAGACCGCUGAUGGUCUUGUGGACUGUUCUGGAAACAAUGCGCAGAAUUCUUCUAAUCAAAAAGCGUCAAAUUUUUCAAAGCUCAAGACAAAGCACCACAGAACCUAUUCCUUUGUUUCGGACUCAGUUGAUGAGAAGGAAAAGUUGGUUGAUAGCAUAUUGGAGAGUUUGAAGAAAGGUGGGCCGUCGAAGGUGCAUAGUUGAGUAGAAUCUUUUGUUUGGUAACUCAGAUACUAAAUAUUUCAGACUCAAGUGAUAGCGGCCACAACAGAAGUUAGGUCUCUGAUAAUAUUUGAAUAAUUUUCAUGAACCAAGAAUACUACGCCAUAUCCUAGAUUUGCUGCACAUCAGCUGACAAGCCGGAUCAAAAACCUAGAUGGAUUCCAUGAAGUGGCAACAGACUCAGGUACUGAUGUUUUGCUAAUUUUCUGAAUCACAGUUACCUUCAUUUUCAUGCAUGAUUUGAGAUUUUAGCUGUUGAAUUUUGUUUAGAAAUGCUGAUAUUAUUUGAAAUGAAAAGCUCGGUAUUCAUAUUCA
This is a messenger RNA of Dioscorea cayenensis subsp. rotundata (Guinea yam), 3308 nucleotides long. RefSeq lists its product as uncharacterized. Gene Ontology annotation, biological process: regulation of gene expression. Lineage: Eukaryota; Viridiplantae; Streptophyta; Magnoliopsida; Dioscoreales; Dioscoreaceae. The coding region runs from base 60 to 2975 and encodes 971 amino acids. Gene Ontology annotation, cellular component: peroxisome. Gene Ontology annotation, molecular function: RNA nuclease activity. The transcript is spliced from 4 exons. The record is from RefSeq and is a predicted model, not a curated record.